UUUCCGGGAAGCUGCAGAAAAAACGACUGGAAAGAUGGCAUCGAAAACAACAGGACCGCCUGGCAGAGGUGGCGGCGGCGGGGGUGGAGGUAGAGGUAGAGGAGGAGGCGGUGUUGCUGCCGGUGGAAGCGGAGGAGGCAGAGGCGGUGGUGCUGGUGGAAGCGGAGGAGGCAGAGGCGGUGGUACUGGUGGAAGCGGUGGUGGGGGAAGCUUAACGUCAAGCCUAUCCGCAGCUGGUGCGGCAUCAGCCAUGACCGGGACGCUCAAAAAGAAGAAGAAGCCCUUUCUGGGCAUGCCAGCACCACUGGGAUACGUACCGGGGCUCGGCAGAGGUGCUACUGGUUUCACCACACGUUCUGAUAUCGGUCCUGCCCGAGAUGCCAAUGACCCGGUGGACGAUCGCCAUGCUCCUCCAGGGAAGAGGACCGUGGGGGAUCAGAUGAAGAAGGUGGAGGAUGAAGAGGAGGAUCUCAAUGACACCAACUAUGAUGAGUUUAAUGGCUAUGCUGGUAGCUUGUUUUCAAGUGGGCCGUAUGAAAAAGAUGACGAAGAGGCAGAUGCUAUUUAUUCAGCGCUUGAUAAGAGAAUGGAUGAAAGGAGAAAGGAAAGAAGGGAACUGAGAGAGAAGGAGGAAAUCGAGAAGUACCGUAUGGAGCGUCCCAAAAUUCAACAGCAGUUUUCCGAUCUGAAGAGGAAGCUGGCCGAGGUCACCGAGGAAGAGUGGCUCAGUAUUCCUGAAGUUGGCGAUGCCCGAAACAAGCGGCAGAGGAACCCACGCCAUGAAAAACUGACUCCUGUACCGGACAGCUUCUUCGCCAAACACUUGCAGUCUGGAGAAAAAAACACGUCUGUAGAUCCGAGGCAAACGCAAUUUGAUAGUUUGAACGCUUUCCCUGGUGGUUUGAGUUCUCCUUUUCCGGGGGGAAUGACCCCUGGACUGAUGACCCCAGGGACAGGGGAGCUGGACAUGAGGAAGAUCGGCCAGGCCAGGAACACCUUGAUGGACAUGCGGCUCAGUCAGGUGUCUGAUUCUGUGAGCGGACAGACAGUUGUGGACCCUAAGGGUUACUUGACUGAUCUGAACUCUAUGAUCCCAACUCACGGAGGGGAUAUUAAUGAUAUUAAGAAGGCCAGGCUGCUGCUGAAGUCUGUGCGUGAAACGAACCCGCACCACCCCCCUGCCUGGAUCGCCUCGGCUCGACUGGAGGAGGUCACAGGCAAGCUGCAGGUCGCCAGGAACCUCAUUAUGAAGGGCACGGAGAUGUGCCCAAAGAGUGAAGACGUGUGGCUGGAAGCAGCCCGUUUGCAGCCUGGGGACACUGCGAAGGCUGUGGUGGCUCAGGCUGUCCGGCACCUGCCUCAGUCUGUCCGGAUUUACAUCCGAGCAGCCGAGCUCGAGACAGACAUCCGGGCCAAGAAACGUGUCCUCCGGAAAGCCCUCGAGAAUGUUUCUAAGUCGGUGCUUCUCUGGAAAGCGGCUGUUGAACUGGAGGAGCCUGAAGAUGCCAGGAUUAUGCUCAGCAGGGCUGUAGAGUGCUGUCCAACCAGUGUUGAGCUUUGGUUGGCCCUCGCCAGACUGGAGACCUAUGAGAACGCCAGGAGGGUGUUGAACAAAGCUCGUGAAAACAUUCCCACUGACCGUCAUAUCUGGAUCACUGCCGCCAAGCUGGAAGAAGCCAAUGGUAACACUCAGAUGGUGGAGAAGAUCAUUGACAGAGCGAUCACCUCUCUCCGGGCCAACGGAGUCGAAAUCAACAGGGAACAGUGGAUUCAGGAUGCAGAGGAGUGCGAUAAGGCUGGCAGCGUGGUAACUUGCCAGGCUGUCAUCAAAGCCGUGAUCGGCAUCGGGAUUGAAGAGGAGGACUGUAAGCACACAUGGAUGGAAGAUGCAGAAAGUUGCAUUUCCCAUGGUGCCCUGGAGUGCGCACGAGCCAUUUAUGCCCACGCUCUGCAGGUCUUCCCCAGCAAAAAGAGUGUGUGGCUGAGAGCAGCAUACUUUGAGAAGAACCACGGAACCAGGGAGUCUUUAGAGGCACUGUUACAGAGGGCUGUGGCUCACUGCCCGAAGGCUGAGGUCCUGUGGCUGAUGGGUGCAAAGUCGAAGUGGCAAGCAGGUGAUGUCCCUGCAGCCAGAAGUAUUUUGGCACUGGCUUUUCAGGCAAAUCCGAACAGCGAGGAAAUUUGGUUGGCUGCUGUGAAGCUUGAGUCUGAAAACAAUGAAUAUGAAAGAGCAAGAAGGCUUUUGGCAAAAGCCAGAAGCAGCGCCCCCACUGCAAGGGUGUUUAUGAAGUCUGUGAAGCUAGAGUGGGUGUUGGGAAAUAUCGCUGCAGCCCAGGAUCUUUGCUGUGAGGCUUUGAAACAUUAUGAAGACUUCCCUAAGCUGUGGAUGAUGAAGGGGCAGAUCGAGGAGCAGACUGAAAACAUGGACAAGGCUCGAGAGGCUUACAACCAGGGGCUGAAGAAGUGCCCACAGUCCAUGCCUCUCUGGCUGCUGCUGUCCAGCCUGGAAGAGAAAGCCGGGCAGCUUACCAGAGCCAGAGCCAUCCUGGAGAAAUCUCGUCUGAAAAACCCCCAGAACCCAGAGCUCUGGCUGGAGUCUGUAAGGCUGGAAUACAAAGCCGGUCUCAAGAACAUUGCGAACACACUGAUGGCCAAGGCACUCCAAGAAUGUCCCAACUCUGGAAUACUUUGGGCUGAAGCAGUUUUCCUUGAAGCUAGACCACAAAGAAAGACCAAGAGUGUAGAUGCUUUAAAGAAAUGUGAACAUGAUCCACAUGUCUUACUGGCAGUUGCAAAGUUGUUCUGGAGUGAACGAAAGAUAACCAAAGCCAGAGAGUGGUUUCACAGGACAGUUAAAAUUGAACCCGAUUUGGGAGAUGCCUGGGCUUUCUUCUACAAGUUUGAAUUGCAACAUGGAACUGAGGAGCAGCAGGGGGAGGUGAUGAAGCGCUGUGAGAAUGUGGAGCCGCGGCACGGGGAGCUAUGGUGUGAGCAGUCCAAGCACAUCCUCAACUGGCAGAAGAAGAUCGGAGAGAUCCUUGUCCUCGUGGCUGCAAAAAUCAAGAACACAUUCUGAACAGCACGCUAAACAUAAAUUAUUUUUAUACUUAUUUACCCCUGCACAGCUAAGAUAGAGCAUGCUCAGGCUUUAAAGGUAAUGAGAGUUGUAGGUUUGUUUUUCGUGUGUUUUUCAUAGUGUAAACCAUGUUUCCACGUCAACCCCCCCUACCCUAAAUAUAAGUGGCAAUUCAUUUUGGAUUAAAAAAAUAAAAAAUAAAUGCUAUUUCCCAAAUGUGUGCCUUUUUUGUGUGUAAUCCAGCACAUUGCUUUUCUGUUUUAUAUUUAAGGUCAGUUCAUUUACUGGUGGCCAUGAACAGAAAUGUGAUUAAAAAAGAACACACAUUUUUAGCUUUGUUCUGUAUAGUUAAGAUUCAUAUAAAAUGAAAAUAUACAAAUUCAUUGCUACAGUAUUCUGUUUGGAACUAAAGAUGUAUACAAUUCUUAAUUGGGUCCUGUACGAAAAUAUCUUUUUACAUAAACAAGCUUGUUGCUUAUCUCAUUGUAUUUAUUUAUUUGUUUUUUUUAAGUAUUGCUAACCUGUAAGUUUCAAUUGUGUCCAACUUUGGUAAAUGUUAACAAACUCGGCUGUCAACACGUUCUGCUUUAUAUGCGGCUAUAGAAAUAAGGGUAUUAGUCUGAAGAAAUUCAGUGGAGUGUAAAAUUGGACUUGGUUUCUGGACACUGCAGCUUUAAGAUCAGAAAGUGCUUACAGUGUAAAAUAAUACAUAUCAUUAAUGUACAGGUGAAGUUUGCUUUUUCUCAUAUGUACAUAAACACAAUAUUUAUGAACUGCAGCUCAUCAAACUAUUGUCUGAGAAUUGGUUCACUUUGCCAUAAAAAUAACAAUGACAAUAAAUAAAAAUGCCUGCCUUCAAUUAUUUUCUGGCAGAGUUUCUUAGUGUUUCGCAUGUUUGUCUUCAAAUUGAUCUCAAAUGCCAAAGGAUAUAAAUCCCUUGAUGUUUUACAAGGAUGUAAAAGAAAAGAUGUUUUAUGAGGGAUAAGGGAUAAGAACCUCCUGUUAAAUAAAAAGAGAAACUGGGACCAGUAAUGUAAAGGAGGUUGGCGUUCCAUGUUACUUUAGGCUACGAUGGUCCAAGAGUAGUGCUGAUUGGGGUUUGUGAAAUCUGCCAUUAAUCCUAUCAACACCCUAAAGGCUUGAGCUCUCUGUGUUGUGUACAAUACGUCGUUCGAGAAAUUAAAAAAAAUUCCACUGGACUAGAAGUCUUGCUCAAUGUCAGGAGACAUUUUCUCUGUUAGAAGACUGCGAGGAAGUCUUUGUUGAAUGUUUGUCAUAGAAGUUGUUCCGUUUCUUUCAGUAUUUCUAAAAUGAGUACGAAUGGUGGUUUAACAGUUAAAAAUGACGCAGUGCUGGUUUGCCAACCAGAUUUAGAUUAUUCUGCUGUUCAAAGCAAUUUAAAAUAGCAAGGUGGAGGUAAAAUCUUCCUCCAGAAGAUUCAACCAGAAACGUGUUGUAGAAUUCCAGUAGAUUACGGUAUUUAAAAAGAACCCUAAAGAAGCAUAGCUGGACCCAUCAAACCUAAAUGGAUAAAAUGUCAGGAUUGCAAACUAUGCAUGGUGAUUGAUCGCGGAAGUUUGCAGAACUUGAUCAGACUAGAACUGCGCGAAGAGAAGCCCACCACCGGCAGCAAGGGGCGAGGUGAGAAAGCUGAGACCCUGCUUUGAAUUACAACAGUAUGGCACAGAGUUGUGCGCUGGAGUUCCUUCUACACACAUUCCGGCUUUCGGUAAAUCUGUUGGAAUACUCCACACCUCACUCAGAGAAAACUCGGUGCUGUCUUAAAAUGCGGGAUAUGUAGCCUAUGUGUAAGGAGUUUGAUGCAGACAGUAGGCGUCUGAAAGAAACGUUUGACCAUGAGCGACCACUGCUGCUGUGACUGCGUACCAAAUGGGAUUCACGAAUCUGAGGAUCAUCCGAUAGGCAAUGAUAAAUGUUUGUCCCCAGGCCUGCGAUCUGCAUCUUCUUAUUGGUAACAGCGUUGUAUCCGCAAAGCUCUGACAGCAAGAACAAGUGCAACAUUUCAGAGAUCCUCAAAGAUUACAAAGUGGUCAUCUUCCAGGACAUCAAGAGCCUGAAUCUCACAGGGCUUGAAUCUCCAAACAAAAACAGGAAUCUGGGAAAUUCUUGCCAGUCUGAUAAGGAAUACAAGAUUCUGCAAUCAAUAUACAAAAUUACCCUUUUACUGAAGUGUCAAGUCAGAGUAAACAAAAUGAAUGACAUCAAAGAAGCUGUACAUAAAACAACCAUGCAAAUUGAAUCUGCAAUCAGCCAGCACUGCAAGAAAAUGAAUAAG
Messenger RNA from Polyodon spathula (Mississippi paddlefish), 5372 nucleotides. Its product is annotated as pre-mRNA-processing factor 6-like. Gene Ontology annotation, molecular function: protein binding. The transcript has 25 exons. Lineage: Eukaryota; Metazoa; Chordata; Actinopteri; Acipenseriformes; Polyodontidae. Gene Ontology annotation, cellular component: catalytic step 2 spliceosome; U4/U6 x U5 tri-snRNP complex. Gene Ontology annotation, biological process: mRNA splicing, via spliceosome; spliceosomal tri-snRNP complex assembly. The record is from RefSeq and is a predicted model, not a curated record. The coding region runs from base 35 to 3076 and encodes 1013 amino acids.